AGGGAUCCGGACCCUCACAGCACUCUCCGUCUGAGUUUCUGCUCUCGGUUUGGAGCCGGAGCCGCGCAGCGCGUGUCAGUCUUGUUUGCGUUUGUCUGUCGUUUGCUAUUUUCUGUCUGAGCGCUCUCCUCCUAGAAACAGCUAUGGGACAGACUGUCACCACCCCCUUGAGCCUCACGCUUGACCACUGGUCAGACGUGAAAGCACGAGCCAACAACGAGGGACUUGUGAUCAAGAAAAAGAAAUGGAUCACCCUUUGCAAGGCUGACUGGGUCAUGAUGAAUGUAGGAUGGCCUCGCGAGGGAACUUUUAACCUCAGUCUUAUUUUACAGGUGGAGGGAAAAGUCUUCGCUCCGGGUCCCCAUGGCCACCCGGACCAGGUUCCAUACAUCGCCAUAUGGAAACUCCUAGCGACCGACUCCCCCCCAUGGGUUAAGCCGUUUCUCCCUUCCAGCGCCCCAGGCCUCCCCCCCACAGCAACGCCGCCCCCUCUCGCCCCUCCUACCUCCUCCCUUUACCCUAUUCUCCCACGAAAGGAUCUCCCUACAACCUCUGUCCUUCCUCCGGAUCCCAAUUCACCCCUUAUUGACCUUUUGACAGAGGACCCACCGCCGUAUCCGGGGAAUUGGGCGCCGGAGAGACCAGCGGCAGCGGUCCCCGUGCCGGCGCCGGAGAGACCAGCGGCGAGCCCGGCUCCCUCCCCAAUUGCCGGUCGCCUACGAGGAAAGCGCGAUGAACCAGCCAAAGUAUCCAGGGCCUUCCCCCUCAGGGAGGGACCCAAUCACCAGCUUCAGUACUGGCCGUUUUCGGCCUCUGAUCUUUACAACUGGAAGCAGCAUAAUCCUCCUUUCUCUAAGGACCCUGUUGCCUUGACUAAUCUGAUUGAGUCCAUUUUAGUGACCCACCAGCCUACAUGGGAUGACUGUCAGCAGUUACUGCAAACCCUCCUGACAGUGGAGGAGAAGCAGCGAGUCUUCUUGGAGGCCCGGAAGCAGGUUCCUGGAGACGAUGGAAGACCCACCCAACUGCCUAAUGUUAUUGAUGCAGCCUUUCCCCUCACCCACCCGAACUGGGACUUCAUGACCCCAGAAGGUAGGGAGCACCUACGUCUCUUUCGCCAGUUGCUCUUAGCGGGUCUCCGGGGGGCUGCUAGGCGCCCCACCAAUUUGGCUCAGGUUAGGAAUAUGGUCCAGGGAAAAGAUGAAACGCCGGCAGCAUUCCUGGAAAGACUUAAAGAGGCCUAUAGGAUGUAUACCCCAUAUGAUCCGGAAGAUCCAGGACAGGCGCCGAGCGUCAUCUUGUCUUUCAUCUAUCAGUCAAGUCCAGAUAUAAGGGCCAAGUUACAGAGACUAGAGGGAUUGAAUUCGUUCAAUUUGUCAGAUUUGUUGAAGGAGGCAGAGAAAGCUUUUAAUAAAAGAGAAACUCCCGAAGAGCGGGAGGAGAGAAUGUGGCAGAGACAGGAAGAGAGAGAUAAGAAACGUCAUAGAGAAAUAAGUAAAGUCCUGGCCGCUGUAGUGUCUCAGGGACAGGUCAGAGAGGAAGUUAGGAAGGGAGAGCAAAGAAGGACACCCUUUGACAAAGACCAGUGUGCCUACUGCAAAGCGAGAGGACAUUGGGCUUGUGACUGCCCAAAGAAACCCCGAGGGCCUGAAAGAACUAAGACAAGAGCCAUGGACCUCCUCAAUCUGGAGGAUUAGGGAGGCCAAGGCCAGGCCCCCCCCCCCGAGCCUAGGAUAACUCUCAAGAUCGGGGGGCAGCCAGUGACCUUCCUAGUGGACACCAGAGCUCAACAUUCAGUCCUGACCCAUACCGGAAGCUCUCUCAGUGACUGCACAGCUUUGGUCCAGGGGGCCACAGGUAGCAGGAGAUAUCGAUGGACCACCGAAAGAAAGGUUCAGCUGGCAUCUGGACAGGUAACCCACUCUUUUCUGCAUAUACCUGAUUGCCCUCACCCAUUAUUGGGCCGAGACCUGUUGACUAAGCUCAAGGCUCAGAUCUAUUUUGAUGACAAGGGGUCGACCGUUACAGGACCCAAAGGGACCCCCCUACAAGUCCUAGCCCUAAAACUGGAAGAGGAAUACCGCCUCUUUGAAUCCGAGUCCUCUAAGGAGCCAUCAGAAGGGAUACAGGGCUGGUUGAGAGAAUUUCCCUCGGCAUGGGCAGAGACUGGCGGCUUGGGGCUGGCUCGCGACCAACCCCCUCUUGUUAUUCAGUUAAAAGCCUCCGCCACUCAUGUUUCAAUCAAACAGUAUCCCAUGUCCCGGGAAGCCCACGAGGGUAUUAAACCACACAUCCGGAGGCUCCUGGACCAAGGGGUACUUGUGCCCUGUCGAUCCCCUUGGAAUACCCCCCUCCUGCUGAGCCAGCUGCUAUUCGCUUUUGAAUGGAGAGACCCAGAAAUGGGACUUUCAGGACAGUUAACCUGGACUCGGCUCCCCCAGGGGUUUAAGAACAGCCCGACCCUCUUUGAUGAGGCCCUACAUUCAGACCUGGCUGAGUUCCGGGUCGAGCACCCAGCCUUAAUCUUGCUCCAAUAUGUGGAUGACCUCCUCCUAGCAGCCAGAACCCAAGCUGAAUGUUUGAGAGGCACUCGGGCCCUUUUGACUAAACUGGGACAGAAGGGCUAUCGGGCUUCGGCCAAGAAGGUGCGGGAGUUCCUAGGUACAGCCGACUACUGCCGCCUCUGGAUCCCAGGUUUUGCUGAGAUGGCUGCCCCUCUAUAUCCUCUCACCAAGCCCGGGGUCAUGUUCCACUGGGGAGAGGAGCAACAACAGGCCUUUCAACAAAUUAAGAGAACUUUACUCGAGUCACCAGCUCUUGGCCUACCAGAUCUGACUAAGCCCUUUGAACUAUUCGUGGACGAGAAACUCAGGCUUUGCAAAAGGAGUGCUGGUACAGAGACUGGGGCCAUGGAAGAGACCUGUAGCUUAUCUAUCCAAGAAAUUGGACCCGGUGGCUGCAGGUUGGCCCCCUUGUCUGCGCAUGGUAGCCGCCAUCGCUGUCUUGCUCAAGGACGCAGGGAAACUGACUUUGGGACAGUCAUUAACUGUGUUAUCCUCCCAUGCGGUGGAAGCUCUGGUCUGGCAGCCUCCAGAUAA
This is a messenger RNA of Onychomys torridus (southern grasshopper mouse), 3098 nucleotides long. RefSeq lists its product as uncharacterized. Lineage: Eukaryota; Metazoa; Chordata; Mammalia; Rodentia; Cricetidae. The record is from RefSeq and is a predicted model, not a curated record. Gene Ontology annotation, biological process: proteolysis; virion assembly. Gene Ontology annotation, molecular function: nucleic acid binding; zinc ion binding; aspartic-type endopeptidase activity.